UCUUAUUCGAUAUUCAGCUAUGCGCCCGGACGGACCCGUCAUCCAUCGGACCCAGUUUAUUGAUUAGGACGAAACAUUACCCUAUGGACUUUGCAUUGGAGAUCCUUUCGGUCGUCGUUUAGCUGUGAAUCAUGCUGAAGAAUAACGGAAAGAAGACCGCGAUCAGCGUGGUCAGCACGGCGUGCCUGUGCCUGCUGCUGCUGCUGGUCGCCGUGCAGCAUCACCGGGGCCAGCCGGAGGAGGGGGCGCGCGGCGCGGAGGACGCCGCCGGGACGCGCUCCCUCCUCCAGGAGGCCGCGGACGACGCGCGGCCCGAGGGCGCGCAGGUCAACGCGGGAUUCUCGGCGUACUUCACCAGGCUGACGCGCGGGCGCAGGGAGGCGGAGAGGCCCGCGCGGUCCCGGGCGUCCGGCGCGCCGCCGCCGGCCGAGGACAUCGGCGCCGACGACAUCUUCAUCGCCGUGAAGACCACCAAGAAGUUCCACCGGCCCAGGCUGAACCUGCUGCUGGACACCUGGAUCUCCAGGAACGUGCAACAGACUUACAUCUUCACCGACGGAGAAGACGAGGAGCUGAAAAGGAAAAUGGGGAGUCAUGCAAUCAACACCAACUGCUCCGCGGCUCACAGCCGACAAGCUCUGUCCUGCAAGAUGGCGGUGGAAUAUGACAAGUUCAUAGAGUCGGGGAAAAAGUGGUUCUGUCACGUCGACGACGACAACUACGUGAAUGUUCGGACUCUUGUGAAGCACCUGUCCCAGUACCCCCACACCCAGGACAUGUACAUCGGUAAACCCAGCCUGGACCGGCCCAUAGAGGCCACGGAGAGGCUGGGGGACAACAAGAUGAAACCAGUCAACUUCUGGUUUGCUACCGGAGGAGCGGGCUUCUGCGUGAGCCGGGGUCUGGCACUGAAGAUGAGCCCGUGGGCAAGCGGCGGCCACUUCAUGAACACGGCGGAGAAAAUCCGUCUGCCCGACGACUGCACCAUCGGCUACAUCAUCGAGUCGGUGCUGGGGGUCCCGCUGACGCGCAGCAACCUGUUCCACUCCCACCUGGAGAACCUGCAACAGGUGUCGCGCUCUGAGAUUCACAAGCAGAUCACCCUCAGUUAUGGGAUGUUCGAAAACAAGAGCAACAUCAUCAAUUUGAAAGGGGCUUUCCCCGUGGAGGAGGAUCCAUCCAGGUUCAAGUCUGUGCACUGUCUCCUGUAUCCUGACACCCCAUGGUGUCCACCCCAGGUUGCCUUUUAGGGCGACUGCUCCUUUCUCAUCCUCGUCCCCAUCGCGCCUCGGUAUCUGAAAGGCUCGAGGGGACCAGUGUUUAGUAUUAGACCGCGCGGCUGCUGUUGCUGCAGUGGCGCGCGGCCUUUAAUAGUUUUACUGGGCUGCUGUGCGGCCCGUUUUUUGGGACUAUUUCUUCCCGUCCGGAUCCAGGAGCCCCGCCCCCACGCGAUGGGCGGGGGACUCCAGCUCCCGGCAGGAGGCGGCUUUCAGCUUUGCAGGCAAUCAUUUGGGCUUUGUGAUGUAUAUGUUGCUUGUAAAUGUAUCUGCAAUUCUCAUAGAAUGUAUUGUCAUAUAUACAAGCCUUUUUGCCAGCUUUUUACAUUAACAUGUGUUAUUUUUAGCUUUCAAAAAUGCCAUUCAGGUCCACGGUAUGUAAUUUGUUUUUAGCCAGGAAUUUUUGCUACGAUCUUUUGAUUCAGAUGACUCCGGACGAACGCUCCAGUAUGAAGUUGUUUUUUUGUGCUUUUAAGUUAACAGUGUUAUAUUUUUUUUCUCUCAAACCUGAGCUGGCAAUAUAGGCAGAUUUCCAAAAGCAUCCUUUGGCGACCCAAUCUGAGGUAUAUCAGGAAAAAGCACUUUUCCCUUUUUUAAUUUUUUUAUUUCUGGGGGUGAACUGACCUAAUUUACGUCCUUGACAUUCCUCAGAUUGGUGUCCAAACGAAAAGAAAAGAAUUUAUAUUAGCCCCUCAAAAUCUCAACAUCUAUUCAUUGUGUAUUUUUAUUUAAUAACGCUCCUUGCAUUUGUCACAAUCAGGGAAGAAUAAUGGGUGUAGGAGAUUUUGAUUCGGGGUUACAAUCAGCUUUUGAAUCGCUUUGGGAAAAAAAGAAGAUGUUUGUUUUUUGUUUGAUGAUUGCACAGCUGAAUUUCAAAUGAGCGCUGACGUUUGCUCCUGAGAAGACGCUUCACCUCAAAAGGCUCAGCGGCGGAGAGUUACUGACUUUAAGCUCGAGACCGAGAACCCAAAAUAGUAAAAGAAACAGCAGUUUGAACCGUGGUAUGCAAAUAAUAACCACGUGCGUAAUCCGAGCCACCGUCUGUAAGAGUUUGCACAAAGGACUGAUGAGCCUCUCUGCUGGCAUUAUUAUUAUUAUUAUUAUUAUUAACAUGAAUUCUUCUUUAUUUACACAUAAUAUUGGCUGGUUACUGUUGAGGCCUGUGAGGUGAAGACUUAGCAGGAGCAACAUCGGUGUUUCCACAUGGAGGUGAUUGUUCCCUCCGUGUUAUCUCUCACCCAUAUUGGGUUUUGCUGUACAUCUGGAUUACAGUAUUGUGUACUGUGCCUUUUUAAAUGAGUAGUUACUGUAUAUGCUUAGGAUGUAAUUUCCCCCGCCCUUCGUGGUUUACAUAAUGCUUUUAAUGACCUGGACACGAUUGUUGUACUGCUUUGGACUGUGUGUGACGAUUCAACCGUGCUGUUUAUUCUCCAGUAUCUGGAGGGGUUCGUGCAGUUCAUUCCCUAUUCUGGCUUCUCAGGAAAUUAUGAGCCUGAUCGUGGUAUCAGCUUCUUUCGGGACCCACAGUGGGACCUGGAACUCUGAAUAAAAGUGCAUAACCACUGAGAAACUUUG
Messenger RNA from Scophthalmus maximus (turbot), 2852 nucleotides. RefSeq names its product LFNG O-fucosylpeptide 3-beta-N-acetylglucosaminyltransferase (gene lfng). Bases 132 to 1250 code for a protein of 372 amino acids. Gene Ontology annotation, cellular component: Golgi membrane. Gene Ontology annotation, molecular function: O-fucosylpeptide 3-beta-N-acetylglucosaminyltransferase activity. Gene Ontology annotation, biological process: pattern specification process; regulation of Notch signaling pathway. The record is from RefSeq and is a predicted model, not a curated record. The transcript has 8 exons. Lineage: Eukaryota; Metazoa; Chordata; Actinopteri; Pleuronectiformes; Scophthalmidae.